Daphnia pulicaria is the source of this 1293-nucleotide messenger RNA. RefSeq lists its product as uncharacterized. The record is from RefSeq and is a predicted model, not a curated record. The coding region runs from base 313 to 1293 and encodes 326 amino acids. NCBI's taxonomy places the organism in Eukaryota, Metazoa, Arthropoda, Branchiopoda, Diplostraca, Daphniidae. The transcript has 3 exons.
AAACAUUUGACAGCUGCAGGCUGUUGUCAACCUCCUUGCCAAAAGAGCCGAAAGGAGCCUGAUAUUGACACGACUGAGACCUUUAAAAAUAAUACCUUGCCACGGGCCAGCCGUGCCAAGAAAGUCAACCGAUCUAAUUCGACUAAAUCAAGAAAACGACCAACUAUUCCUGCAAAUCAUCAACCAGAGUUUCUACCCAAGUCAGAAGUCCCGUCUGGUUUCCAGGAGACUUCACCAACAUUAGAAAAUGAGGAUUUAAAGAUUCAUCAGGCUACCCCGCAGAGACCUAUUUAUACUACGGUUUCGUCGGAGAUGAAUUUACAAAGGCCUUACUACAUGCCGCCAAACGUCAUGUUCUGUCAUUUCUGCAACCUGCAACUGAGCACCGAAAACCUCUAUCAACGCCAUCGUCUUGCUCACGCCCUUGUGAUCCAACUGACACGAUGUCUGGAACUCUCCCUGCCGACAUUUUCACCUCCAAGUAAUGAGACUGCCUCUGGCAACAGCAGCAACUCAUCCGUCCUCACUAAUUGGCUCACCGACCAAAUCCGCGUCAAUUUUAAUGACCAGAACUGGCUGAGACUAUCCGUCCGGGAAGUGGAGCAAGUGCUGGGCAACAGCAACAUGGAUGUUGAUAUUCGACAGCGCCAUGGGAUCCGAGAUGACACCGAGUUUCAGAACGUUGUUGACCUUUUAGUUACUCAAGAUUUGAACCUGUCUCCGAGGAGUGACUGUUGUGAAGUCUCAAGAAAACCGUAUUUCUUUCCCGAGGAAGCCGCUUGUACGUCCGUACAGUACCAUCCAUCACCGACUGAAUCGCUACCAAGCAGCUCGGAUACACUUUCGAUUGUUCCGGUUAACAGCCACCUGAUGCCGACUAGUCCAAUUUACCAGUCAUCCGGAAAUCAGAUGGAAGCCGGAUGCAGCGUUUCUCAUUAUCCAGGCCCAAACUUGUUGGAUUUUAAUCAAUCGGAAGAGUCUUUCAAUUCGUUAGUGACGGACCUCGACACGGUUGAGAAACAAAUGGCCAGCCUGUUGAACACUUACGAUGCUAUUUCCUCUGAGUGUGACGAGAAUUUUACCCAGCCCGAACUGACAUUCCAAAAUGAUUUUGUCGAUGACUCGCUGGAUAUUUUUCCGGUGUGGCAAACUACUCCACCGCCUUCAGAAAGCGUCGAAUGUUCCUUGACUUCCGAAUUGAACCUUGACGUCAAUCUAACGAGCUGUAAGAUGUAUUCCUUAUCGGGAGACGUUGACCUUUUGACUUACAGACUCGAUCAGAACGACGUAUGA